AUGGGAAUGGCGGGACGUGUGGUGGUGGAGGGUGCAGCUUACCCCAGAUGUGUGCUGAUCGAGGCGUACAUUCCAGCCUCAAGCGAGACGAUUCAGCUGUACGUGUCGGUGGACGAACUGGAGCGCCUGUUUCGGGAUGAUUCCGAAAAGUUGUGGGUGGGCAGGAAGGAGGACAUGGUGCUUGAGCUUGUCAAGAUGCUGUACUUUGACUACACGCUGGAAACUGAGGAGGCGGACUCGACGUUACCUGAUGGUAUUCGGUUCACGUCGUAUCACUACUCCGACCGAGAGCCGUGGACGUGCCUCCACGCUCUUCGUGAUUCAGACUUCGACCUCCAUUGGGAAAGUAGGAACACCGGCGCCGGGCCUGGCUUCCCAGGGGCAGAGCCGACGGCGGGGGCGGCAGCAACACCAGCCAAGAUCGGAGACGAGCAGUCGGAGGGUACCGAGGGCACAUGUGUGAGUGCACAGACAAGAGGCGGGUACCGCGGCGAAGGCAGUCCCUCCGACGCGUGCACCAGCGGACCUAUACACGCCCACGGUACCAGCUCGAACGACAGCAAGUCAAUCGCCACCGCUGGGCCAGCCCGCCGAGUGGCAGGGGCGUGCAGGGCCGCCGCAGCUUGCACGCCAGCCGAGAGAGCGGUGUGGAUUACACAGCGUCUGCAAGUUCGGAACACGCAGAACAUGCUCGAUGUCGACGUGGCGGCGUGUGGUGAACUGUCUGAUGGAGGUGGUGGAGGUUGUGGCGGCGGCGGUGGGUCUGUAGCCGCUGGCACCGUUUCUGGCCAUCCCAUCAAGUCCCGAAACGGACCAGGGGCGACAGCAGCAACGCAAGGACGCAGUGGGCGCAGCACGCUUGAUGCAACUGUGCAUUCGGUGGCAUCCCGAAAGUGGCACUCAAAGCGAGACGCGGCACAGACACGCGGCCACAGGGCAAACGCGGCGGGACCGAACAGGGCCAAGCGAAAGACUCGGGUCAGAGCUUUCGACGUGAGGAUCGAAGAGUACAAGGAAGAGCGCCGACACGCGGAGGAGGCCAAGGAGGCCAAGCUCCAGGCGUGGCUAGCCGUCAAGAAGCGAUUUCGAGGGCUUACCCUCGGCACCGUGAUUCAAGUUUCGGGUCGCCUGCUGACGCUCAUGGUCUACGAGUUCCCCGACCAGCCAGGCAACCUGAACGUCGUUUUCACGACCCCUCCAUCGGGCGCGACUUUCCGCCUAAGCCUGGGCAUCGGCGCAGUGGCAGCUCAGGCACGGCAUGUAUCGGUCGCCUCGUCUACGGAUACCUGGACCCUUAGACAGAAACGGAAAGUCAUAAAGAAAGUAAUCCAGAACAAUUCAAAGCUAGUGCUGGUCGAGGAGGACGAGACCAGGGAUCGGGCACCAGAGAGGCGAGACAACAGAUUUCGCGCUUUUAGCGAUGUUCGACCCUUCGAAACAAGCCGUCGUGAUUACAACGGCGAAGAAGUAGACGCCGAGGCGUUUUCGAUGGAGAACGAUCCGUGGAACGGUCUCUCCGUGGGCGGCGAUGGGAUCAGCAAACACCGUGCUUGCGGAGUCCGACAAGUUUUCUGCGCUAUCAGGUGCCUAGGGCGAGACAGCACGGCAGCGUACGCGCGCGCGCUACCAACCGCGUCCCGGGGGUUCACCCGCCCGUGCAAUGCCCACCAGCUGCAGCAGCCUAGCCCAAAGGACCACCGCCGCACCUUCUCUCUUAUGUCUUCCCGGUCGACGCACACGGCAUUGGUCGGUGUCGCGGAGCCAAGCGUUGGAGUGGCUGUGGGUGAUCAAGUUUCCGGCACAGCGAUGCAAGGGAACCCAGCAUCAAGCCAUGGGGUGGACGGCAGUGCUGAUAACUCGUGGAAGGAUCUAACAGACGACGAAAGUGAAGGGGCUACGAGGAGUCGAGAUGUGACGGAGAGGGCAGAGACAUACGGAUGCGGCGUAAGGGUGCGAAUACGCCCACGACCAAGGAGGGAGUGCGGACGCGGGCGCAGGUUGUGCGGUGGGAUAGCGCGAGUGCGUGGUGCGCGGGGUAUUUACUCUCUGCUGCGGGGUAACUGGGCCGGCGCUGAGGAUGACUAUCUGCUGGACUGGUAUCAGCCGAAUGACUUUCGCCCCCUGAGGCAAGGGCCAAUCGAGACUCACACGGCCUUCACGCUGAAGCUUCUCGCUCAAGAUUUGAACCUUCUUACCGAAGGCUCGGACGUCUUUCCCGCGGCGGAGGAGUGGUCCUCCAAGCGGGACGUCGCCACGACCACAUUCGGAGGCGCCCCUCCCACGCGCGAUGGCGCAAACAAUUCCACCGGUGCCACGACGGCAACAACAGCACUGUCAGACAACGGUCUGGUAGGAAGGGGAGAGGAGACCAGAAAAUUGGCUCUAUCACCGGGGGCCGCACAGGCUGAGGAACACGGGGAACCAAAAGCAAGAAAUAGGGAUGGCGCUGUGCCGCCGCUGACGGAAAGCGAGGCCUGGGAGAGGGUCGCACGCGAGAUUUUGCGCAAGUGCUACUGGGGCAGCGAUGUCCAAGGUGGCGUUGCCGGGGACCCGACCAUCGUCGCCACACGCCCGGACUACGACCAGACAACUUCGGGGCAGGAUCAGCCUUCCCUCGAAGAGUGCAUCACGUCUCAGGCGACAAGAACGCCUCCGAGCGGGCUCAUGACGGAGACGGCGAUGGGGCAGCCCGGCCGACCGUUGGCCGGAGUUCACACAGCCGAUGUCCGACUCGUAGUUGGAACGUGUGUUUUCCGCAGGGUAAUUAAGGUUAUGGGUUUGGGCAUCCCUCCCAUGUACCUCUUGGUGGUCGUUUCCCAAUGGCAUGAUGCCCUCGUUGUGAGAUGCUACGACUUCAUCGGCGGCGAAAUCAGACAGGCAGAGCGGCUCGACCGUUCGAGGGACUCGGCCCUCAUCUCGGAGUUCAAGGUGAUCUCCGGACGGAUGGGCUCAUCGCGGCGCACCAUGCCCUAA
Molecule: messenger RNA, 2973 nt
Organism: Ectocarpus sp. CCAP 1310/34
Lineage: Eukaryota; Phaeophyceae; Ectocarpales; Ectocarpaceae
Source: the annotation of a GenBank genome assembly